This is a messenger RNA of Blepharisma stoltei, 483 nucleotides long. The record is from the annotation of a GenBank genome assembly. Lineage: Eukaryota; Ciliophora; Heterotrichea; Heterotrichida; Blepharismidae.
AUGGCGGCUUUUCCUACAAAUUUAAGAGAUGCACUAAUUAUUCAAGCUCAGAAAGAAAGUGAUGCUUACCUUUUAUACAUGCAAGGAUCAGCGUGGUUUGGCGUAAGACAUCUCACCGGGAUUGCCAAAAAAUUGCGCUCUGAAGCAAACGAUGAAAGAACUCAUUUUGAAAGUAUCAUUGACUAUUUGACACUAAGAGAUCAGCAUAUUCAUUUAGUAGGGAGCCAAAUGAUGGAGCUUAAUUGGUCAGACGAAGCAUCUGUAUUUGAAUUUUUUUUAAAUUUAGAGAGGGGGAACACAAAAAGUAUUAGUGAAGUCUACGCGUUAGCAAGACAAGUAGGAGAGUAUGACACAGAAAAAUUCUUGUCAGACAUGCUUUCGAAGCAGAUACAGUCCACAAAUGAAUGGGAAGGACUUUUUGAAAGGCUUAAAUCAUUUACACAGCUACCAGGCUUGAUAUGGCAUUUGGAUAGCCUAUUUUAG